AUGACACAUGGAAACGCCCUUCAUGGUCUUUUCACUUCACUCUGGAAGUUACUGAUAUUACAAUCAUGGUCCAUUACUAGUCUUAGGAAUACAUGUGCUCACUAUUACAAUUUUCUUUUCUUUUUUUUGAAAUUUCUUUCUCAUCCUUCCUUUUUUUUCUUCUAUUUUCUUAUUCUUUCUUCUCUUCUCUCUUUCUUAUUCUUUCUUCUUUUUUCUUUUUUUUCCUUUCUUUCUUUUCUUCUUCUUCCCAUUCUUUUUUCAUAUUUCCCAUUCUUUCUUCUUUUUUCUUUCCAUUCUUUUUUCUUUUUUUUUUUUUCUUUCUUCCCAUUCUUUUCUUUCCUCUUAAAUUUUCUUUCUUUCUUUUUCUUUUCUUUUUCUUUUUUUCUCUUUUCUUCUUUUCUUUUUUUUUUUUUCCACUUUUUUUUUUUUUUUCUUCUUUUUUUUUUUCUUUCUUCUUUAUUAUUUUUUCUUUCUUUCUUCUCCUUUAUUCUUUUUCUUUUUUCCUUUUUUUUUUUUUUCUUUUUUAUUCUUUUUUUUUUUUUAUUCUUUUCUUUUUUUUUCUUUUCCUCUUAUUCUUUUUUUUUUUUCUUUUUCUUCUUUUUUUUUUUCUUUUUUUUUCUUUUUUUUUAUUCUUUUUUUUUUUUUCUCUUAUUCUUUUUUUUUUCUUCUCCUCUUAUUCUUUUUUUUUCUUUUUUCUUUUCUUUUUUUCUUUUUAAAAUCUUAUUCUUUUUUUUUCUUCUCUCUUUUUUUUUUUUUUUUUUUUUUUUUUUCUUUUUUUCUUUUUUCUCUUUAUUCUUUUUUUUCUUUCCUCUUUUUCUUUUUUUCUUCUCCUCUUUUUCUUUUUUUUCUUUCUUUUUUUUUCUUUUCUUUUUUUUCUUUUUUUUUUCUUCUUUUUUCUUUUUUUUUUUUUUUUCCUUUUUUUCUUUUUUUUUCUUUUCCUUUAUUCUUUUUUUUCUUUUCCCUCUUAUUUUUUUUUCUUUUCUUUUUCUUUAUUCUUUCUUUUCUUUUAUUCUUUUUUCUUUUUUCUUUCUUUUUAUUCUUUUUUCUUUUUCUUCUUUUUUUCUUUUCUUUCUUCUCCUUUAUUCUUUCUUUCUUUUUUUUUUUUUUUUUUUUCUUCUUUUCUUUUUUCUUUUCCCUUAUUCUUUUUUUUUUUUUUCUUUUUUUUUUUUCUCUUUUUCUUUUCUUUUCUUUUCUUUUUUCUCCUCUUUUUCUUUUUUUUCUUUCUUUUUUCUUUUUCUUUUUCUUUCUCCUCUUUUUUUUUUCUUUUUUAUUUUUUUUUUCUUUUUUUUUUUUUUUCUUCCUUUAUUCUUUUUUCUUCUUCUUCUUUUUUUUCUUUCUUUUCCUCUUAUUCUUUUUCUUUCUUCUUUUCUUAUUCUUUUUUUUCUUCUUUUUUAUUCUUUUUUUUCUUCUUCUUAUUUUUUUUUUUUUCUUCUCCUUUUAUUCUUUUUUUCUUUUUUUCUUUUCUUUUUUUUUCUUUUUUCUUUUUUUUUCUUUUUCUCCUUUUUUCUUUUUUUCUUUUCUUCGUCUUUCUUCUCCUUUUUUUCUUUUUUUUUUCUUUUUUCUUUUUUUUUCUUUUCUUUUUUCUUUUUCUUUCUUCUUUUUCUUUUUUUUUUCUUCUUUCUUUUAUUCUUUUUUUCUUUCUUCUCUUUUUUCUUUUUUUUUUUCUUUUUUUCUUUUUUUUCUUUUUUUUUUUCUUUUUUUUUCUUUUCUCCUCUUUUUUCUUUUUUUCUUUUCUUUCCUUCUUAUUUUUUUUUCUUUUCCUUUUAUUCUUUUUUUCUUUCUUUUUCUUUUUCUUUUUUUUCUUUUUUUUUUUCUUCUUUCUUAUUUUUUUCUUUCUUCUCCUUUAUUCUUUUUUUUUUUUUUCUCCUCUUAUUCUUUUUUUUUUUUUUUCUUUUCUUUUUCUUUUUUUCUUUCCUUUCUUCUUUUUUUUCUUUCCUUUUUCUUUUUUUCUUUCUUCUUAUUCUUUUUUUUCUUUUUUCUCCUUUAUUCUUUUUCUUUUUUCUUUUUCUUUUUUUUUUUUUCUUCUUCUCUUUUUCCUUUUUCUUUUUUUUUUUCUUUUUCUUUUUUCUUCUUUUUUUAUUCUUUUUUUUCUUCUUUUUAUUCUUUUUUUAUUUCUUUCUUAUUCUUUUUUUUUCUUUUUUCUUAUUCUUUUUUUUUCUUUUUCUUCUCCUUUCUUUUUUUUCUUUUUUUUCUUUCUUUCUUCUCUUUUUCCUUUUUUUUCUUUUUUUCUUUUCUUUCUUUUUCUUCUUCUCUUUUCUUUUUUUCUUCUUCUCUUCUCUUUUUUUUUUCUUCUCUUUCUUUUCUUUUUUUCUUUCCUCUUUUUUUUUUUUUUUUCUUCUUUUUUUUUUUUUUUCUCCUUUCUUUUUUUUUUUCUUUUUUUUCUCUUAUUCUUUUUCUUUCUUUUCUCUUAUUCUUUUUUUUUUCUUCUCCUUUAUUCUUUUUUCUUUUCUUCCUCUUUCUUUUUUUCUUCUUCUCUUUUUCUUUUUUUUCUUUCUUUUUUUUAUUCUUUUUUUUUUCUUUUCCUCUUAUUCUUUUUCUUUCUUCUCUUAUUCUUUUUUCUUUUCCUCUUCUCUUUUCUUUCUUUUCUUUUUCUUCUCCUUUUUCUUUCUUUUUUUCUUUUCCUUUAUUCUUUUUCUUUCUUUUUCUUUUCUUAUUCUUUUUUCUUCUUCUUUCUUAUUCUUUUUUUUUUUUUCUCUCUUUCUUUUUUUUCUUUUCCUCUUAUUCUUUUUUUUUUUUUCUUCUCUUCUUCUUUUUUUUUUUCUUUUUCCUUAUUAUUCUUUUUUUUUUUUCUCCUCUUAUUCUUUUUUUCUUUUUCUCCUCUUAUUCUUUUUUUCUUUCUUUUCUUAUUCUUUUUUUUCUUUCUUUCUCCUUUUUCUUUUCUUUCUUUUCUUUCCUCUUUUCUUUUUUUCUUUUUUCUUUCCUUAUUUUUCUUUUUUUUUCUUCUCUUUUUCUUUUUUUUUUUUCUUUUUUUCUUUCUUCUUAUUUAUUCUUUUUUCUUCUUUCUUAUUCUUUUUCUUUCCUUUCCUCUUAUUCUUUUUUUUUUUUCUUCUCUCUUAUUUUUUCUUUUUUUUUUUUUCUCUUUCUUUUUUUUUUUUUUUUUCUUUUUCUUAUUCUUUUUUUUUCUUCUCCUCUUAUUUUUUUUUUCUUUUAUUCUUUCUUUUCUUUCCCUUAUUUAUUUUCUUUUUUUUUCUUAUUCUUUUUUUUUCUUCUCCUCUUAUUUUUUUUUUUUCUUUCUUCUCCUUUAUUCUUUUUCUUUCUUUUUUAUUUCUUUUUUUCUUUUCUUUUCUCUUAUUCUUUUUUUUUUUUCUCCUCUUAUUCUUUUUUCUUUCUUCUCCUCUUAUUCUUUUUUCUUUCUUCUCCUCUUAUUCUUUUUUUCUUUCUUCUCCUCUUAUUCUUUUUUUCUUUCUUCUCCUCUUAUUCUUUUUUCUUUCUUCUCCUCUUAUUCUCUUUUCCCCCUAUUUUCUUUUCCUAAUUCUACAUCUUUUUAAUACUCUCAAUUCCCUCUCUUAUGCUUGUCUAUUGGUUCAUAACUGGCGACAAAAGGGCAGUUUUGAUUGCUACGUUUCUCCUCCUCCAUCUUCUUUCUAUCUAUGUCUCUCUCUAACUUUCCCCCUAAAUGAUCGAUGUCUCCUCUUCCUUCUCAAAACCCUUCUUUCCUUGUACUGUCAGCAUGACUGCUCUUCUGUUCCAAUCACACAAGGCUCAAAUAUGAAGACGAUUGGUCGCUUGCUCAGUCCAGUAGUAUCAAAUAUUACUAAUAUCUUGAUGUCCCCAGCCAUUCCUGUACAUCUGCCUACACAGAUGCAUCCCUCCAACUCUAUAACAUCAGGCCAUCAGAACCAUGGACGUAUACCGUUAACCAAGUCCACAUCUAAAUUACGCCACUCUGCUGAAGAUGUACUGAAAAAUUACAUGACAACUGUAAAUCAGCCACCAACAGAAGAGGAUUGUUGUAUUUGCUGUGAAAAGGUUGACCAACCAUCAGGGUAUGGAGAUGGCAAAGACAAGGUGUGUGUUAAAUUGAAAAGAUGUGGACACCUUUUCCACAGACUGUGCCUUUUCGCCAUGUAUAAUAAUGGACAUAAGGAUGGUAGUAUCCAGUGUCCAACUUGUAAGACUAUCUAUGGCAAAAAGCUGGGAAAUUGUCCAGAUGGAGAGAUGGACUACAUGACCAUAGCUGAAUCACUGCCUGGUCAUACAGACUGUGGUACAAUCAGAAUACUAUCUCUCUCUCUCUCUCUCUGUAUCUGUUAUCUCCAGCUUUCUCUCUCUCCAUCUGUCUCCAUUAUCUCCAGCUUUCUCUCUUUAUCUCUGUCUCCAUUAUCUCCAGAUUUCUCUCUCUCUCUCUGUCUCCAUUAUCUCCAGCUUUCUCUCUUUCUCUCUGUCUCCAUUAUCUCCAGCUUUCUCUCUGUCUCCAUUAUCUCCAGCUUUCUCUCUCUCUCUCUCUCCUCCAGCUUUCUCUCUCUCUCUCCUCCAGCUUUCUCUCUCUCUCUCCUCCAGCUUUCUCUCUCUCUCUCCUCCAUCUUUCUCUCUCUGUCUCUUCCAGCUUUCUCUCUCUCUCCUCUUCAUCUUUCUCUCUCUCUCUCUCUUCCAGCUUUCUCUCUCUCUGUCUCUUCCAGCUUUCUCUCUCUCUCUGUCUCUUCCAGCUUUCUCUCUCUCUCUGUCUCUUCCAGCUUUCUCUCUCUCUCUGUCUCUUCCAGCUUUCUCUCUCUCUCUCUGUCUCUUCCAGCUUUCUCUCUCUCUCGCUCUGUCUCUUCCAGCUUUCUCUCUCUCUCUAUCUUGUAUCUCUCUCCCUCCUCUCUCUCUCUCUCUAUCUUGUCUCUCCAACAUCCACUCUCUCUUUCUCUCAAAUCUAUCUUGUAUCUCCAACAUCCACCUCUCUCUUUCUCUCAAAUCUAUCUUGUAUCUCCAACAUCCACUCCUCUCUUUCUCUCAAAUCUAUCUUGUAUCCCCAACAUCCACUCCUCUCUUUCUCUCAAAUCUAUCUUGUAUCUCCAACAUCCACUCCUCUCUUUCUCUCAAAUCUAUCUUGUAUCUCCAACAUCCACUCCUCUUUUCUCUCAAAUCUAUCUUGUAUCUCCAACAUCCACUCCUCUCUUUCUCUCAAAUCUAUCUUGUAUCUCCAACAUCCACUCCUCUCUUUCUCUCAAAUCUAUCUUGUAUCUCCAACAUCCACUCCUCUCUUUCUCUCAAAUCUAUCUUGUAUCUCCAACAUCCACUCCUCUCUUUCUCUCAAAUCUAUCUUGUAUCUCCAACAUCCACUCCUCUCUUUCUCUCAAAUCUAUCUUGUAUCUCCAACAUCCACUCCUCUUUUCUCUCUCAAAUCUAUCUUGUAUCUCCAACAUCCACUCCUCUCUUUCUCUCAAAUCUAUCUUGUAUCUCCAACAUCCACUCCUCUCUUUCUCUCAAAUCUAUCUUGUAUCUCCAACAUCCACUCCUCUCUUUCUCUCAAAUCUAUCUUGUAUCUCCAACAUCCACUCCUCUCUUUCUCUCAAAUCUAUCUUGUAUCUCCAACAUCCACUCCUCUCUUUCUCUCAAAUCUAUCUUGGCCCAGAACAUCCCAAUCCAGGCAAGAGAUUUACCACCAAGGGAUUUCCACGAUGCUGUUAUUUACCUGAUAAUGAAAAGGGAAGAAAGGUUCUUCGCUUGUUAAUUAAAGCUUGGAAGAGACGCCUCAUCUUCACCAUUGGCACCUCGACGACCACGGGUGAGCCAAACACGGUGACUUGGAAUGAAAUUCACCACAAAACUGAGCUGUAUACCAAUUACACCGGUCAUGGCUACCCUGACCCUAACUAUCUGGACAAUGUACUUCUUGAAUUAGCUGCCCAGGGGGUCACGGACGACGGUGACGACGAUGAUGAUGAUGAUGAUGAUAACAAUGUGAAGUCUGGCAAUGUUGCCUGUAGCACUGAAGCAGGUGGUGGAGUUGAGCUCACUACUAGCAAAUGA
Molecule: messenger RNA, 5952 nt
Organism: Acanthosepion pharaonis
Lineage: Eukaryota; Metazoa; Mollusca; Cephalopoda; Sepiida; Sepiidae
Source: the annotation of a GenBank genome assembly